AUGCGAUUCUUGAAGGUUGUUCAAGAAAAAGAUCCGGGUCGAUUAGAGGCUUCUACCGACAGAUUAUACGAAGCAAUCUUUGAGAAUAAAGUGAAAGUAGCCGACAACCCAUCAGGAGUCUUAGGAUCAUUAUCACCAAGCGUAUUAGAUGCCUCUAGGGUAGAGGAGUAUCGACAACAGUCGAGCAGUGAGGAGACGAAGGAGAAGGUCAAACGGGACGCCGAGCGACUUGUCGAGGAGGGCGCGUUCGGCUUUCCUUGGAUCGAGGUAUCUAGGCCGGAUGGUCAACGAUUGACGAUCUUCGGCUCGGAUAGAUUUGAAUUCUUGGCCGAUUGGUUUGCGCGGUUUUCUUUCCCUCCCCUUUGAAAUCCGCCUCAUGCUGACUUCUCUUCUGUCUUAAUCAUUCUUUGUCUCAUCACCUUCCCUACCCAACUCGCCUGAUGCUUUUGAAUCGAUCAAGGCUUGGCCAAGAAUGGAAAGGAC
This is a messenger RNA of Puccinia graminis f. sp. tritici CRL 75-36-700-3, 483 nucleotides long. RefSeq lists its product as uncharacterized. Gene Ontology annotation, molecular function: glutathione transferase activity; glutathione peroxidase activity. Gene Ontology annotation, cellular component: mitochondrion; peroxisome. NCBI's taxonomy places the organism in Eukaryota, Fungi, Basidiomycota, Pucciniomycetes, Pucciniales, Pucciniaceae. The coding region runs from base 1 to 366 and encodes 121 amino acids. Gene Ontology annotation, biological process: glutathione metabolic process. The record is from RefSeq and is a predicted model, not a curated record. The transcript is spliced from 2 exons.